ACAAGCCUGGCGGCUCACCUGACCUAACCCAGUCAUUUAUAGUCCAGCAUACAGCUGCUACUGUAGAGUGGUCAGCGGCGACAAAACUUGAGGCAAGAAAACAUCACCAUGAACACUCUGAACCAGCAGUAUGAGGAGAAGGUGCGUCCCUGCAUCGACCUCAUUGACUCUCUUCGCUCUCUGGGUGUAGAGAAGGAUUUAGCGCUGCCUGCUAUCGCCGUGAUCGGAGACCAGAGCUCGGGGAAGAGCUCCGUGUUGGAGGCGCUGUCCGGGGUGGCUCUGCCCAGAGGAAGUGGCAUUGUGACACGAUGUCCUCUUGAACUGAAGAUGAAGAAAAUGAGAGAAGGGGAGCAGUGGGCUGGAGUGAUCAGUUACCGUGACGUUAGGGAAGAGAUAGACGACCCUGCAGAUGUGGAUGAAAAAGUCAGAGAAGCUCAGAACAAAAUGGCUGGGAAAGGGGCGGGGAUCAGUGAUGAACUCAUCAGCCUGGAAAUCGCCUCUCCUGAUGUUCCAGAUCUGACGCUCAUUGAUCUGCCUGGCAUCACCAGGGUAGCUGUAAAGGGACAAUCGGACGACAUUGGAGACCAGGUAUCUUGACCAAGCCUGAUCUGGUGGACAAAGGCACAGAAGGGACGGUGCUGGAAGUUGUCCAUAACGAGGUGAUCCACCUGAAGAAGGGCUACAUGAUCGUCAGGUGCAGGGGCCAGAAGGAGAUCACUGAC
Messenger RNA from Labrus mixtus (cuckoo wrasse), 722 nucleotides. Its product is annotated as interferon-induced GTP-binding protein Mx-like. The transcript has 5 exons. Gene Ontology annotation, molecular function: GTP binding; GTPase activity; microtubule binding. Lineage: Eukaryota; Metazoa; Chordata; Actinopteri; Labriformes; Labridae. The record is from RefSeq and is a predicted model, not a curated record. Gene Ontology annotation, biological process: defense response to virus. The coding region runs from base 109 to 597 and encodes 162 amino acids. Gene Ontology annotation, cellular component: nucleus; cytoplasm; membrane.